Messenger RNA from Oncorhynchus nerka (sockeye salmon), 1627 nucleotides. RefSeq names its product protein phosphatase 1 regulatory subunit 1A-like. Gene Ontology annotation, cellular component: cytoplasm. Bases 232 to 831 code for a protein of 199 amino acids. The record is from RefSeq and is a predicted model, not a curated record. The transcript is spliced from 6 exons. Gene Ontology annotation, molecular function: protein phosphatase inhibitor activity. Gene Ontology annotation, biological process: intracellular signal transduction. Lineage: Eukaryota; Metazoa; Chordata; Actinopteri; Salmoniformes; Salmonidae.
AGAGAAUGCUGUUGGUCUGUCUGAGUCAAGGGCUGGGGGACAAGGGAGACUGGCUGUGGCUGCUAUAGUGGACUGGACAUUAGAAGAGUGUGUGAGGUGGAGUGCAUCUCUCUCUUUCUCUCUCGUUUUCUUUGACGGGGGCAGGGGAGAGGCAGGCUGGGCUGUCCACUAAAGCUAUCACAGGGCUCAUAAGGAAGGGGGAGGAACAGAAGAGGCUGCUGCUGCUACAGUAUGUGCAGCUGCUCCCAACACAGUCCCCUCUUCCUCUCUUUCUCUUACUUUCCCUCCCUCCUCGAUCUUUCUUUCUCUCUAUCUUCUCACAACAUGGAGCCCAACAGUCCUAAGAAGAUCCAGUUUUCUGUACCUGUCCGACAGAGUCAGCUGGACCCUCAGGCAUCGGAGCAUAUCCGUAAGAGGAGACCUACACCAGCCACCCAUGCCAUCUAUCUUCCACCAGACCUAACUGCAGCAAAUGACAAGCAGACUACAAGUCAUCAAGGAGAGACCCAGAGUGCAGGGACAUCUCAGAGAAAACACAGCGUCUAUACUCCGCCCACCAUGAAAGACUGCUCUAGAGGCCAUGGUGAGGACAGAGACAGCCUGCCUCCUACCAGGCUGGCCAAGACUCACACAGACACGCUGACCCUAGCAGAGGAGCUAUCAGGGGCCCUGCCACGACUGGCAGACACACCGAAGCGCAAAGACACCCCCUACCAGCACCAGCCUCCCUUCAUUCCAGGGGUCAAGCUGCUCAAGAGCAAAUCAAAUAUCUCCUUCCCUGAGGAGGAAGAGAAGGAGGCGGAGGAGGAAGAAGAUACCAAGAAGAAGUAGGAUCCAAAGUGAAGCGUGAGGAGCAGACAAACUGUUGGCCAUGUUUCUGAUGGUUCACACACAUGAAUGGGUAAUGAACUCUUGGUAAGAGAUGAUGCUAAACUAUCAGGUUAUCAUUUCUAACCUGGGAAUCCAUUUUAUUCAGCCAUGCGUUGUUGAGAUCAGGAAAGGACAAUGUCAUUCAUUCAUUUGUCUGUACUGUAUCUCAAACUCUUAGUUGGUUAUGUAUGGUUAAUUAUUGUUAGAUAUUGUAAUAAGAGAGUAUAUAUGAACAGCAAUACUGGCUGUUAUUCAGUGAAAAUAUAUCUGGAAAUAUACAGAUUUUUUUUUCUUUAAACAGAAAAUAACAAUGCAUCUCAUUGUGUCUGUCUCAUCAUGUAAAAACAUAUUUCACAUAGAUUGACUUGAUAUUUUUGUAGUAUUUUAUACAAACUGGGCUAUGUAUGAAUUGUUAGACUUGUUUACCACUCUAAGGUACUGCACAAACAAAGGAGUCCUACAAUUUAUUUUAUUUAUUUCGCUCACUGGUGUUUGGAGUGUGAGUCCUAUCCUAUGAAAGGCUGAUGCAUUGCACAUGUGACCAAAUAAUAAAGUUCAUUCUUGAAUGAACUGUUGGCAAAACCUGUACAUUUCAGAUGUCUAACGCAUUGUGGACCUAUAGUGCAGCAGAGAAACAUCAACUGCAAAUAAUGCCAAACCCUCUCAAUUUCAGGCAGGAUUAUUUUAGUAGGCUAAUUGUUAUCUCAAAUUAAUCGUGGGAAGAUUUCAUAACACAAAAUAAAACAUUUUUCUCUUA